Molecule: messenger RNA, 4364 nt
Organism: Chelonoidis abingdonii (Abingdon island giant tortoise)
Lineage: Eukaryota; Metazoa; Chordata; Testudines; Testudinidae
Gene: OSBPL5
Product: oxysterol binding protein like 5
Cellular component (GO): membrane; cortical endoplasmic reticulum; cytosol
Molecular function (GO): cholesterol binding
Source: RefSeq, a predicted model, not a curated record
CUCAAACAGCUGUAUAGCUUUCUAAUGUAAAUGUCUUUCUCCUUCGCGCUGUGUUUCGCUGCUGCUGCUGCUCUCCCUCCGAAUCGGCCCGAGAAGGGGCAGCCUCAGAGGGCAGCUUACGCGUAAAUAGCCAAUGUUUUGACCGAAGGAGUUAGAGCAAGGGAAGCAACAACUGCUUGCAAAAGGCAGGGGCUGCUUGCAACUGACAGCACAGCCCACCAGGCACCGAGCCUUGCAUGGGGGAGACCUGGUGACGGUGACAGUUCGGAGGGGGAGGAAGACUUGCCUGGCCCCACAGAAGGAUCUUUAAAUCCAGGAGCGGGGGAGAGAGGCUGGCAGCCACAACCGAGCUGGGCAUCAUGUCAGACACCCGGUGGCGAUGUGUUGAGAGGAACUUUUUGCUAUGGUGAGGAGGACGCAGUAAGGACAUGGGAAAUUUGCUCCACUGAUCUCCGGCAGGAUUUGGGGCAGUGGCUCUGUCGAUCCGAGCUAUCAGGGACUGCGCUCUGAGAAGAAAACUCCUACUGCUCAUGCCAUGAAGGAGGAGAAUUUUCUUCGUCGCAGGUUCUCUCUCUGUCCUGCUUCUUCCACCCCUCAGAAAAUUGACCCUCGCAAGCUGACACGGAAUCUGUUCUUUGGGGCUGAUAAUGAGAUCUACCCACUCAGCCCAGGAAAAGACAUGGAAGGAAACAGCCUGUCAGCACUGAAGGAUGAGGCUCCACAGACUCCAGUCUCCAUUAGUAAGACUGAGUAUAAGCUUUGCAAUGGGUCUGAUAAAGAAUGUGCAUCUCCCACAGCCAAAUUUACUAAGAAGGAGACAUUGAAGGUACAGAAGAAGAAUUACAGACAGGAGAAGAAAAGAGCCACCAAGCAACUCUUCAGUGCUCUAAAGGAUCCCAGUGUGGUGAUUAUGGCAGACUGGUUGAAGAUCCGUGGGACUCUGAAAAGCUGGACCAAGCUGUGGUGUGUUCUGAAACCAGGAGUGCUGCUGAUUUAUAAAACACCAAAGGUCGGUCAGUGGGUGGGCACCAUCCUGCUCCAUUCCUGCGAGCUGAUUGAGAGACCCUCCAAAAAGGAUGGCUUCUGUUUUAAACUCUUCCACCCCUUGGAUCAGUCCAUCUGGGCUGUGAAGGGUCCAAAGGGAGAGAAUGUUGGUUCCAUCACUCAGCCUCUUCCCAGCAGCUACUUGAUCUUCAGAGCAACCUCGGAAUCAGAUGACAAGUCCUGUUGUUCUACAGGCCGAUGUUGGUUGGAUGCUCUGGAACUUGCCCUGCGUUGCUCCAGUCUCUUCCGACUCAGCGCCUCCAAACAGGGGAAGGAUGGAGACCUGAACUGCUCUUCUGAUUCUUCACAUGCUGGGCUGUAUAACCUGUUGCACACGACCACCAUCUCUGACCAGGAGUUCUUCCAUUUUAAUGAAUCAGCCCUGGAAAAUCACCACGUAGAAAAUGAUGCUUUUUCGGACAAAUCUGAGAGAGACAACAUAGAGGAGUCUGAGAAUGAGACUCAGGAGAACAGCCGGAAGACAAAUGAAAGCGAGAGUGAGCAGUCUGAAAUCCACGGGGAUGUCUCCCAGGAAAGGAAAGGGACGACCUAUAUGGAACAGAUCUAUGAGGAGUUUGGGGAGACGGGUGAAUCCUCUCAAACAGAAACAGUCUCGGAAGAAAACAAGAGCUUGAUGUGGAUUCUGUUGAAACAGCUGCGGCCUGGCAUGGACUUGUCCCGAGUGGUUCUGCCCACCUUCAUCCUGGAGCCACGUUCUUUCCUCAACAAACUCUCUGAUUAUUACUACCAUGCUGACCUACUUUCCCAAGCUGCACUCGAAGAAGAUCCAUACAGUCGAAUCAAGCAAGUUUUGAGAUGGUAUUUGUCAGGCUUUUAUAAGAAGCCAAAGGGAAUAAAAAAGCCAUAUAACCCCAUUUUGGGAGAGACCUUUCGCUGCUGUUGGUUUCACCCACAAACAAACAGUCACACGUUUUACAUCGCGGAACAGGUAUCUCAUCACCCACCAGUUUCAGCCUUUCACGUCAGUAAUAGGAAGGAUGGUUUCUGCAUUUCUGGCAGCAUUCUAGCCAAGUCUAAGUUUUAUGGUAACUCACUUUCUGCGUUAUUGGAUGGGAAAGCCAAGCUUACAUUUCUAAACAGGGAUGAAGACUAUAUCAUUACGAUGCCAUAUGCCCAUUGUAAAGGAAUUUUAUACGGUACCAUGACAAUGGAACUUGGAGGGAAAGUUACUAUUGAAUGUGAGAGAAGCAACCACAGGGCAGAGCUGGAGUUCAAACUAAAGCCCUUCUUUGGUGGCAGCACAAGCAUUAAUCAAAUCUCUGGGAAGAUUAAAUCAGGAGAAGAAGUGUUAGCAAGCCUUGAUGGACACUGGGAUGGGGAAGUGUAUUUAAAUGACCUGAAAAAUGGGAACACUGAAAUAUUCUGGAACCCAACCAGUGAAGUGCGGAGGCAGAGACUGAAACGCCACAUUGUGCUAUUUGAAGAGCAAACAGACUUUGAAUCAGAGAGACUCUGGCAGCAUGUAACAAGUGCAAUAAACAAAGGAGAUCAACACAAAGCAACUCAGGAGAAAUUUGUGUUGGAAGAAGAGCAGAGGAACGCUUCACGGGAGCGAAAGGAGAAUGGCACAGAGUGGAAGCCGCUGCUCUUCCGACACGAUGCUGCUACCAAUGAAUGGCACUACAAAUACGAAGAUUUAAGGCCCUGGGACCCUUUAAAUGACAUUGCCCAGUUUGAGAAAGAUGGGAUACUACAAACCAUGGAGAGGCACCUAUCCACAAGGAUGUCGUCCCACAAAACCAUGUGUAUAAACAACCAAGUUAUACGACACAAGAGAUCUGCGAAAGACUGCAGGCAUCGUAAAACCAGUGACCAACCAUCCAACCACAGCCAAAACACUGAGAGCAGCUGUUCAACACCAGAGUCUGUGCAGGAGCUGUCGGACGAUGAUGGUUUUGAAAGUCCAUGUACUCGGUGCGGAAAGGAAAUGAGUCACCUGAAGGAAAUCCACAUGACCGUCUUAUCCCUACAGAAAGCCCAGCAGGACAUACACAGAAACCUCACUGCUCUGAACAAAAAAUCUUUCUACAGGAAGGCCUCUUCCGAAAACCUCCUCCUGGACUCUCGCUGUUGGUUUCUCAUUUGUGUCUUUCUUACAUGUCAACUGUUCAUUAAUUAUGUCUUCAAAUAAAACACUACGUUUGGCAGCAAUAAAAGUUACUGGCUGCAGGAGGGGGACACUCACGCAAGGAGCCCAUCGAGGCACCAAGCACUUUAAAACCAACACAGCAGAGAUGAAAGAGAGAGCCAGGCUAAAAGGGGAUCCAGGGAACCAGCAGAGUUUAGUUCCUUCAGAUUGUCAUUUGCCUUUGUACGUGUACAUCUUCAAGGACCUCUUUACCUGUAUGGGCCUUAAUGCUAAAGCCAAAUGUAGCUUUAAUUGUGCAAUUUGUUUUCUAUGUCAUUUUCUUGUCAUUUUCUGAUGCAAUCAAUAAUUACCAAGCAGUAUUGGUGCCCCAAUAAUGGCAAACAUCCACAUGGUUCCAUUGGCUUGCUGUAUAGCUCUAAGGGUUGGGGGAGAUGGGAAGGGCUCUUGCCAAUUUUGAAGAUGUCUGUUGGGUACAUUCAGUUAUGGGAUGGGAGCAACAGACGACGGUCCAAAAAUCCAACCACUUGGUUAUCGGUCACAGUUUCUCCUAGGAUCUUGCUGUUGAAACGUGCACACACACAGUUGGACCUGAAAAUGUGCAUCACACUCCACUGCACAGAGAUUGUAAAUAUGCACGAUUGCCGCCUUUCGGAAAAGGGAAUCAUUCAGUAAAGCUCCUCAUUCUGUUACAGAGCCAAUAAUGUCCUGAACUAGACCCACUGAGUCAAAUGUCAGACAUGCUUGUUUAUAAAUCCUGGUCACUUUUUUUUUUUUUGCGCUAUAUGGCUGUUUUUUUAUAACACAAGAAUUGUAUACAAGUCCUCUACAAUUUCCCAUUGCCCUCUUGGAGAGGGAGCAAAUAUUCGUGUUUGAUCGUAGGCACAUCUAUUAUUAAAGGUCAGGAAGGGUAAGGGUUUUGCCACUGCGUUGUUAACUCUGUUAAUAGUCUUCCUAUUUUACACCAUUUUUUAAAAGAUUUGCAAUAUUCUCUGUAGAUUGCAGUCAGUACUAAGCCUUUCUUUUCUGGCCUGAAGUAGUUCCAAUUGGUAAGUACUGCUAUGUAUACAGCCUUAAAAUACUUAGUGAUGGUGCCAGACUGGCAAACUUUAAAUGUAAAUGUUUCCAAAUUUUUAACUACAUUCCUUGUCAUGUUCCCCAGUUAGGGGAAACCUGUUUGUGCUUGAUAUGUUGAAAUAAAAUUACACAGAAC